AUGGCAGCUAAGUCAUUCAAUAAGGCGAUUCAAAUCGAUUCAGCAGCUAUAAAAAUUAUAUCGAAUCAAGCCACUCAAUUAAUUAAACAAAUUCAAAGAGAUAUUAAAAACGAAAAGGAACUAUCUAAGGAAACCAGCAAAACGUGUAAUACAAUUUUACAAAAUGCUCAAAAACAAUAUAUUCGUAUACAAAUUGAAUUUGUUGAAGAAACAAAAAUACUUAUUACAAAAACUUUAGAAGAACCAGAUAUACGACUUCAUGAAACGUGGCUGCAUGUCUUCGAUAUGUUCGCAACAAGAUGUGAACAAGUAGCUGGUCCAAUUUUGCAAGUGUUAAAUUCUGUGGCUCUUGAAAGCAAUCGUUUGAAACAUAAAUAUUACAGUUUUGUCGCUGGUGCCACAACUUCCUCAGUUGUAUCUACAGUUCUAAUUGGUGGACUUAUAGUGCAUUAUUUGCCUGCUACUGUAUGUGGUUUUACACUUACUGCUGGUGGAGUCGUUUUAGCAGCAAGUGGAGCACUCUUGGCAGCUGGUUUAGCUAUUGCAUGUAUUAUUGGAGCAAUGAAGAUAGAAACAAUACGAGCUGUAUAUGAUAAAUGCACAAGUGAAUGA
This is a messenger RNA of Adineta steineri, 612 nucleotides long. The record is from the annotation of a GenBank genome assembly. Lineage: Eukaryota; Metazoa; Rotifera; Eurotatoria; Adinetida; Adinetidae.